Paramormyrops kingsleyae is the source of this 1421-nucleotide messenger RNA. Its product is annotated as putative methyltransferase DDB_G0268948. Gene Ontology annotation, molecular function: S-adenosylmethionine-dependent methyltransferase activity. NCBI's taxonomy places the organism in Eukaryota, Metazoa, Chordata, Actinopteri, Osteoglossiformes, Mormyridae. The record is from RefSeq and is a predicted model, not a curated record.
ACAGGGUUCAUACAGAGGGCUGUCAUAGUCCACUGCCUUUCACUUACAGUAUCAGCUUUUUACUUAUUCUUCCUUUUCUUUCGUAGUCCUGUGUGCCGCCAUGAUUCCGUAAAGUGUGUUAAGUUGUACUCCCGGUUUUCCUUCAUGCGCCUGCCAAAGGCAGAGAAAUCAUCCAUCUUCCCCGAUCUCACGUUCCCCUAGUCACUCGAAGCAGAUUGCUGCCCUGUCUGUGCAGGUUGAAACGGUCCAGUGGACCCCCUGUGGGACGCAGUUACAGUACAGUCUACACCCAUCCCACACCAGUGCAGAACUCGUCCUCAUGGCUCACAGACUGUUUGAGGGCAAGGAACAUGCAGUUUCCUACCAAAAGUACAGAUUAUCCCCUUCGGAGCAACUAAUAGGGGAGAUCCUGGCCUUUCUGGAGAAAAAGAAAGCGCGACCCUUUGGCUUGGCUGCGGACGUGGGCUGUGGGUCUGGCCAGGGUACGAUUUGCCUCGGCCCGCAUUUCCACCAGGUGGUCGGGAUGGACGUCAGCCCUGCUCAGCUGCAGAUGGCCCGUGCAUGUGCCAAUGCCUCCAACAUCUCCUACAGGCAGUGUCCAGCUGAGGAACUGCCCUUAGAGGACGGCUCAGCGGACCUGGUGACGGCCAUGUCAGCUGCCCACUGGUUUGACCGGCCACGUUUCCUUGCGGAGGCGUUCCGUGUGCUGAGGCCAGGAGGGAGCUUGGCCCUUCUCAACUACACCCUGGACAUGGAACUUCAGUACAGGGACUGUUCCCAGGAGCUCAACCACAUCUGCAGAGAGUUUCACUCUGCUCUUCGGCCAUAUCGCUCUGCUGUCUUGGGUCCUGAUUCAACCAUUCUCUACAAAGAAAUGUUUGACUCCAUCCCGUACCCAGAGAAGGAAUGGCAUGACUGUAUAUCUGUUAAGCAUUCAGUACCAGUAUCCAGCUACAUUGGCAUGGUGGAGUCCUUCUCCAGCUACCAGACCCUCCUUCAGAAGAACCCAGAGGAGGCCAGGAGACUGUCCCAGGAUGUCACAGGCAGACUGCUAACUGUGAUGAAAGUCACAUCUCCGGAAACAGAAGUUGGUUUGGUGGUGAAGUAUUACUAUUUUCUGGCUCGGAAGCCUGAUGUGAGCUGAAGUCAUGUGUCACAGAAGCUGGUAAUUAGCCAGGUGAUGCAGCCUCGUGAUUCUACAAUCGUCUGCUAUUACUUUGUAUGUAACUGAUUUUAUGUGCAUUAACCUACUAUCUACAGUAUGCCUGUCUGUCAGGUCAAUUAAGGUAAUCUUAAGCCCUGAAGCUAGUUAUCUGUUGGUGCUGUAAUUUCAUAAGAACUUUGUUAAUGUUUAAUUUUAAUCCUCUAUAGUUGUCUUUUAUGUAAAGAAUUUUAUCUGCAUUAAACUUUCACCAGCACUG